AUGAGCCGUGAAAAUGCGAACGUGCCGGAUACAACGCCGGGCAGAGCUGGUAAUUUCUUUCAUCCGUUCUUUUCUAUUUCUUCCCCCUCCCCUUAUGGGAUUUUCUGUUCACGCACACGUACGGUGCAACGUACGGUGAGAAACGAUAAAGCACAAUACGGCUAUUAAUAUUACGCCUAUACGAGACGAAACGUGUACAAAUCGGGCUAAAAUUAGACACCGUGAGAUUUCAAGUCUCUCCCAUUUGAAACGUGGUUUGCUUGCUUUCGUUUCCUUUGAAACGAGUCGAGGAAGGAAUCAAGUCAAAUGGCUGGGGAAGGAAAAUGGAAAAUCCUUUUUUCCCUCUCUUCUUUUCUUGUAUCAUUCGCGAAAAACGCGCCAGUAACAACCAGCAUGUUCGAAUGUUCUGGAACAGGGUACGAAGUCCAAUUGCCGGAUGAUUCGAACGAUGUGUUUUACAACUUUCGUUUAUCGAUCGAGAGAGGAGAGUUGUUUUAUCGACCGAUGCUCGGCAACCCUCUAAAUCACGGUGUAGCAAUGACCAGGAAUGAUCGUAGCGAACAAGAUCUGGAUAGCUACAACGAGGGUGGUCACGGCCUGCGAACAGAUAAGCGUGAAUUAGGUCACAGGUAAUUUUUUCUUUUUUCCUCCUUUUUUCUCUCCUUCGUUCUUUUUUUUUUGCGCAUUCCACAUCCACCGCGAUUACAUCAUCCUCGAGUGACGAUUAACUUACGAAUUUCGCACGAAGAUGGAAUACUAUUAUUAUUGAAUUAUUCGUCGAGGUGACGAAUCUCUCAGAAGUAUAGAUUAAAUUUAUUAAAUUUAUUAAAUUUAUUAAAUUUAUUAAAUUUAUUAAAUUUAUUGACAUAGUUCUUAAUUAUUCUUGACGAGGGGGCAGAAUUCUCUCUCUCUCUCUCUCUUCUCUGUCCAUUUUAGAAUAUCCGCCGCGACGAUUUGCCGUGUAAUUCCUACAAAAUGAUUCGAAAGAACUGUUAAUUAUCAGAGCGUUGCAAUUCUAGUGCAUGCCGACAGUGCGUCUGUGCGCUAAUUUUUUCUCGAUGCAAGUGCGUGGAAAAUUUCUUCCUUCGGGUUCGUGUCCAUGUAGUUUACGUAACUUCUCACUGCAAUGCAGAUGUUAGCGCCAGGGGCAAUAAAAGAGCUUGCAGUACCUCUACAACUGUAAAUAAAGAGAGAUUGCAUGAUCGUAUUUAAUUUAUAACUCGAUCGAAUUUAAAUCGAUCUGGAUGCGUGUGUGUGAUUUUUAUGGAGAUUCAUAUUUUUGAAAAGCAAAUGAAAGCAUCAUAGGAAAUUGUUUUUAUCUACCAAGUGUUUCACGUUUUUUUUUUUUUUUUUUUUUUUUUUUUUUUCUUCAUAUAAAAGUGUUAUAGCUUAUAAAUUUCAUGUAAAUGUAUAAAAAUUCCGUCGUAACGAUAAGAAUUAUUUAUCUUCGUUUGCGCUCUAUUUUUUUCUUUUUUUUUUUUUUUUUAAGUAGAUUAAUACCUGCUCUCUAUCUAGAGAUUUGUGAUAGUAAGUUGAAAACAAAUUCCAUCGGACCACCAGCCGAUAUCUUUUUUUUUUUUUUUUUUAAAUGCAAGAUGGACAACGCUAA
This is a messenger RNA of Heterotrigona itama, 1609 nucleotides long. NCBI's taxonomy places the organism in Eukaryota, Metazoa, Arthropoda, Insecta, Hymenoptera, Apidae. The record is from the annotation of a GenBank genome assembly.